AUGAGUCAACAACAUAUACCUUCUUCUGAAUACCAAAACAACUUUAAUAUCGGUUCUUAUCCUUCAAGCAAGCUUGACAUUUCGGAUCAAUCGAUUGUUUACCCAGGUUCAUCAUUCUACGUUUCUCCAAUGACAACCACUCAACCUUCACCUUCUGCUUCUUAUUAUUACGAUAAUCAUUAUCAACAACAACCCCAAUUCAUUCAACAAGGCAGUCCUGACUCUUCAUUCAUGUCUUCUUCUCCUCCACCUCACCAAGGUAAAAUGAGCACUUGCUCUCCAUCUUCUAUCAUGAUCCAAGACCCUCCCAUGUUGGUUGCUUCUUCUUCUUCAACUACUACGGCAUCCACUAUGUCUUCUUCAUCGGUUGAAUUUUUGAAUGAAGCGUUUGCAAAGGCUUCUUCUUUACCUGAAUCGUUUUAUCCCGAGUUCCUUCAGUACUCCAAGGAGACUUACGAACAAUCCACUGGUGGUGGACCUAAUCGCAAGAAGCAAAGAAAAGCAGGCGACGGCAAGGAUGAAGAGGGUAAGCUUCAGCAAAAGAAAGAUGAGUCUGAUAAUGAAGAAGAGAACAACAACAAUUUGUCAUCCACUGAACUUCGUAGACAAAUUCACAUUCAAUCUGAGCAAAAAAGAAGAGCUCAGAUUAAGGAUGGUUUCGAAGAAUUGAGAAAUGAAUUGCCUGCUUGUUUAAAUAAGAAGAUGAGCAAGGUUGCUUUAUUGCAUCGCACUGUACAACAUAUCCAGCACUUGAAGGAAACUCAAAUGUCUAUUCUGUCUGAAUUAGAAAGACUUGUCCACGAGAAUGAACAACUUCGCAAGUUCCAAGAAAGUGUCCUUCAAAAGCAAGCCUUGGAAAACAUGUAUACCAUGACGAAUAUGUAA
This is a messenger RNA of Gilbertella persicaria, 885 nucleotides long. RefSeq lists its product as uncharacterized. Gene Ontology annotation, biological process: regulation of transcription by RNA polymerase II. The transcript has 5 exons. The record is from RefSeq and is a predicted model, not a curated record. NCBI's taxonomy places the organism in Eukaryota, Fungi, Mucoromycota, Mucoromycetes, Mucorales, Choanephoraceae. Bases 1 to 885 code for a protein of 294 amino acids. Gene Ontology annotation, molecular function: protein dimerization activity; DNA-binding transcription factor activity, RNA polymerase II-specific; RNA polymerase II cis-regulatory region sequence-specific DNA binding.